AUGUCUGUUGAUCGGAGUGCACCAACGUCACAGCUCCGUCUAGAAUGGGUGUACGGCUAUCGUGGGCACAAGUGUAAGAAUAACCUCUACUACACCGAAAGUAAAGAAGUGGUAUUUUUCGUGGCGGCCGUAGGUGUUGUGUUCAACAGCAGAGCACAUAAGCAGCGCUUCUUCUUCGGACACAGCGAUGACAUCAUUAGUCUGGCGCUCCAUCCAAACCAAAGCAUAGUCUGCACAGGUCAAAUUGGUAAAUCGCCCUACAUGUGUGUGUGGGAGAGCGUCACCAUGAAAACCUUGUCAAUUCUGAAGGACGGCCACACGACCGGCAUCGCUGCUAUCGACUUCUGCAACGAUGGAAACAGACUGGUGUCAGUGGGCCUUGACAACUACUCGACCGUGAAUGUUUGGGACUGGAGAAAGGGUAGAAUCCUUGCUACUACAAGAGGACAUUCAGACAGGGUGAUUGAUAUCCAGUUUCAUCGCUUCACUGAGAAUCGCAUCGUGUCCUGCGGAGUCAAGCACAUAAAAUUCUGGAACCUCUGUGGAAACUCGCUUACGUGCAAGAAGGGUGUUUUUGGCAAGCUUGAGAAAAUAGAAACAGUCCUCUGUUUGGCCUUUGCUUCUGGAGAUGUCACAUAUUCUGGGAUGACCAGUGGUAACAUCUAUAAGUGGCAGGGAACUAAGCUAAAAAAUGUCAUCGAAGAUGCGCACAAAGGAGCAGUUUACUCGAUGGACACGUGCGAGGAAGGUUUCGUGACGGGAGGUAAGGAUGGCUUCGUGAUCACGUGGUCUUCGGAUUUUAAUAUAAUCGGGAGAUUCAGCAUGCAGGAACACGACGUCGGAUACAAAGGGUUGGUUGUGCGGUCAGUCUGCUGGCGGGAUGACCGUGUCCUGGUCGGCACGCGGGAUUCGGACAUCAUCGAGGUGUCAGGCCUCGGCGCCGAGUCGGACACGCUCAAGGUCGAAUGCAUCGCGCGAGGUCACGGUCAAGGUGAACUCUGGGCGCUGGCUGUGCAUCCGAAUCCGAAGAAGACCAUCUUUGCGACGGGUAGCGAUGACAAGACAAUCAGAAUCUGGAGCAUGGUGGACAAUGCACUGCUCAUGUGCACAAGCGUGCCGGAUAAAGUGCGCUCGCUCGCAUUUAGAGCAGAUGGACUCCACCUAGCGGCAGGAUUCUGCGACGGAAGCUUCAUAGUAUACCAAACGAAUGACAUGUCGCAGGUGGUGCAUGGUCGUGACAGGAGAGAAGUCAUACAUGAGAUGAAGUACUCGCCUGAUGGAGACUUCCUUGCCGUCGGUUCCAAUGACAACCAUGUCGACAUCUACGAAGUGCACGCCAACUACAAGAGGGUAGGACAUUGCUCGGGUAGCUCCAGCUUCAUCACUCAUCUGGACUGGUCACAUGAUGGCAGCUACGUACAGACUAACAGUGGCGCCGCCGAGCGGCUAUUUUUCAAAAUGCCUGAGGGGAAUCGCGUUACCAGUGCCGACGAGAUUGCUGCUAUACAGUGGGCAACGUGGACGUGCGUGCUCGGAUCGGAGGUCAACGGCAUCUGGCCGAAGUACACGGACACGAACGACGUGAACGCCGUAGACGUCUACAUGGACGGAGAGGUCAUAGUGACCGCCGACGACUUUGGCCUGGUCAAGCUGUUACGGUUUCCGUCUCCGAAGAAAGUCGCCAAGUUCCGAAAGUACAUCGGCCAUUCAGCCCACGUGACCAACGUGAGAUUCUCGAGCGAUUACAGUCGAGUUAUCUCGACAGGUGGCGCUGAUCAGGCCAUCUUCCAAUGGCGCUUUCUAACAACGGAUGCCGUGGAAACAGGCCCAGCUACUGUCGAAUCAGACAGCGACGAGAGCAACUCGGACGUGUCUGACUACGAAGGUCUGGAUUCCGAGGUGGAGCAGGAGAAUCAGGUGCUGUACGAGCGCCCUGUGCGCCCGAUAGAGGGCGCUGUAAGGCCCCACAACGAUGAGCCGCAGACAAGGACGAAAAGCCCUGGCGAAGGGCUUUAUCUGAAACACGUGUUCGGGUAUCGUGGCUACGACUGCCGACACAACCUCGCCUACCUGCAUACGGGCGAGGUGGUGUACCACGUCGCCGGCGUCGGCAUCGUGCUCAACACGGGCGCGGGCACGCAGCGCUUCUACGUCGCUCACAGCGACGACAUCCUCUGCCUCGCCGUCCACCCGACCAAUGACGUCGUCGCCACGGGACAGGUUGGUCGAUCCCCACCAAUCCACGUGUGGGACGCUGGAAGCCUAAAGACCAUCUCCAUUCUGAAGGGGGAGCAUGAACGAGGAGUGUGCGCAGUCGACUUCUCUGCCGAUGGUAAAAAACUGGCAUCGGUUGCCUUGGAUGACAACCACGUUAUCGUCGUAUGGGAUUGGAAGAAAGGAGAGAAACUAGCUUCUACUAGGUCACACAAGGACAAGGUAUUCAUGGUCAGAUGGAACCCACAAGACAGCAUGAAGCUAGUCACCGUUGGUAUCAAGCACAUCAAGUUUUGGACGCAGGCCGGUGGGGGAUUCGUUUCGAAGAGAGGUGUAUUUGGCGACGUUGCCAAGCAAGAUACUAUGAUGUGUGCAGUCUACGGAGUGCAGCCCGACACCUGUUACACAGGAACACAAAAGGGUAAUGUUUACAUCUGGUCUGAGAACAACUUACAGGUGUGUGUACCUGCCCACGAAGGACCUAUAUUUGCUAUCUACUUGGUAGAAAAGGGCUUCGUCACAUGCGGCAAGGACGGCUGCGUGCGGCUGUGGGACAACGACGCCUUCACAUGUCGGCGAUGCUACGCCAUUGAGCAGUCGUCCGUCAUUUCCGACACUCCCGGAUGUCUGACGUCAAACAGGCCGUCGAUACGGGCAGCGAGCCUUAGGAAUAGCUACCUGCUCGCUGGCACUGCCAACGGGGAGGUGCUCGAGAUUAGCAAGGCGGGAAACAUACGUGUCCUCGCGCAGGGACACGCUCAGGGCGAGGUGUGGGGACUGAGCGUACAUCCGAAUCAGAACAUAUGUGUGACGAGCAGCGACGAUUGCACGCUGCGCAUCUGGCAGAUGGAGAUCCCGUGUCAGAUGAUCAGUUUCAUGAAACUGCCGAAGCCAUCUCGUGCCGUCGCUUUCUCGCCCGACGGCCGCAGCAUCGCUGUUGGAUACAAGGACGGUGCAGUUUCUAUAAUUGAUGCGGAAAUGCUGCAGGAACGGCACACCUUUCAUCAUCACAAGGAGAACAUAUCUGAUGUCAGGUUUUCACCAGGCGCAGGCAGAUACCUGGCAGUAGCCUCACAUGACAGCUUUGUCGAUAUCUAUAGCGUGCUAGAGUUGAAGCGAGUCGGCACAUGCAAGGGUAACUCCAGCUACGUCACACACGUCGACUGGGACGUCGAAGGAAAACUGAUACACACAAACUCGGGCGCCAGAGAGGAUCUGUUCUUCCUGUCGCCAAAAGGAAAACGUGUCGCUAUUCCCACACUGGAACAUGGCAAGAUUAACUGGGCAACGUUCACAUGCGUUCUCGGAGAUCUCGUCGAAGGAAUAUGGCCUCCAGGAAGUGACGUCACUGACGUGAACGCCGCCUGCCUGUCACACAGCAAGCGGCUUCUAGUCACGGGGGACGAUCUGGGACACGUGAAGCUUUUUGAGUUUCCAGUUAAGGGCAAACAUGCCAGGUUUAAGAAAUAUCAAGGUCACAGCUCACAUGUUACAAACGUCCGCUGGAGUAUGGACGACCGCCACCUGGUGUCUACAGGUGGAAACGAUACAUCCCUUAUGGUUUGGUAUCACCAAGAAUCAUCAGAGAAAAAGUGCAGCCAUGGCGACAGUGAUGAUUCAGACACGGAUUCUGAGGAGGAAGGCUAUGAUAGCGACUGUUCGCACCGAGAGUCCACGUUGGAUUUUCCGACAAAGAUCUACCGGCGACCGAACAUAGUGAAAGUGCAGAAGGCGCCGCCACCAGUGACAUCUAGUGGCAGACUGAGGAAUAUUAAAGAAGUGGAGGAAUUGGUGCUCGAUCACAUACAUGGCUAUCGAGGAUUUGACUGCAGGAACAAUGCGUUCUAUCUGAAUGAGGGCAUGGAUAUUGUCUAUCAUGCGGCCGGGGCUGGUAUCGUCUAUAACAUUUCUUCGGGUACUCAGUCAUUCUACUUGGAGCAUACUGAUGACAUCACAUGCCUCGCUAUCAAUAAACAUCCUAAGUACAAGAAUAUAAUAGCGUCAGGCCAGAUUGGAAAGAUACCUGCUGUCCACGUGUGGAAUGCCGUGACCAAGCAAACACUGUCUAUAUUACAAGGACCCCACACGAAGGGUGUGUGUUCGGUGGACUUCUCCUGUUCUGGAAAGCUGCUGGUAACAAUCGGACUGGACGAGACACACUCGGUAGCCGUGUGGCGUUGGAGUGACGGUACUCAGUCAUCUACUUGGAGAAUACCUGAUGACAACCUCACAUGGCUCGCUAUCAUAAAACAUCCUAAGUACAAGAUCAUCCACAAUACCAGCCGUCAAGGCCAUGAUUGGAAAGAUACCUGCUGUCGCACGCGGGUGUUGGAAGUGGCCGUGACCAAACGGCUAAACACUGUCCUACUACAUUCAACGACGGCGGCUCUUCCACUCGCCGAGUUCCGUCCGACUGCGACAGCCAUUUAUAACGUCGGCGUGAAACACUGUUCGCUCUGUCGGUCGUCCGGCGGAGAGCUGACGUCUAAGCGGGGAAUCCUGUCCGAAACCACACACAGCGCCCAGAUAAACAUGCAGACGAUGCUGUCAGUCGCAUUCGCUGCCGAGAACGUGACCUAUUAAGCGGGCUCGUUGACUGGGUCCGUGUACGUGUGGAAUGAUAAAUGGCUGCUACGCACCAUCCACGGCGCUCAUUCGGGGCCCAUCUUCGCAAUGUACACCAAACGGCAGGGUGAAGGUUGCGUGAAACUCUGGGAUCAACAGCUGGAGCAGUGCUGCACGUAUACGCUGAACAACUCUACGAGCACACAGGUGGUGCGGUCAGUGUUUAGGGGAAAGGGGCGAAUCCUCGUCGGGACCCAGGCGGGGGACUUGCUCGAACUAGUAGAGAAGUCUCGCUCUGUUCAGACGCUGAUGCGAGCACACGCCGAGGGAGAGAUCUGGGGCCUGAGGGCGCAUCCCUUCAAGUCCGUGUUCGCUACUGGCAGCGACGACGGCACCAUCCGACUUUGGGAUUUACUCAGCAAGACGUUGAUACACAAGAUGGACAUAGGCACUGCUGUACGCUGUGUGGAUUACAGUCCCGAUGGACAUCAGCUUGCAGCCGGAUUUCGCAACGGGGAAUUCAUCAUUCUGGCAGUGCCAAGCGGCAAGGUGUGGAGCAGGAAAUGCGACCGCCGCACGCCUAUCACUGAUAUCAGCUGUAUCUACAUUAUCAUUCAAGCUGCGCCGCACCGACGCUACGUCGGACAUUCCGCCCACGUAACGAACGUGAUGUUUGCCUACGAUGAUCGUUAUCUGAUUAGCACGGGAGGCGACGAUAGCUGUGUAUUCGUAUGGAGGUGCCAGUAACCAUGGAAACGACUACUAAGAAGCUGUACAAAGACAUGCUAAUUAAUUACUCUCA
Priapulus caudatus is the source of this 5581-nucleotide messenger RNA. Its product is annotated as echinoderm microtubule-associated protein-like 6. The record is from RefSeq and is a predicted model, not a curated record. Gene Ontology annotation, molecular function: microtubule binding. NCBI's taxonomy places the organism in Eukaryota, Metazoa, Priapulida, Priapulimorpha, Priapulimorphida, Priapulidae.